AUGAGUAAGAGCAAGGAUGAUGCUCCUCAUGAACUGGAGAGCCAGUUUAUUUUACGUCUGCCUCCGGAAUAUGCUGCUACUGUGAGACGGGCAGUACAAUCUGGCCAUGUCAACCUGAAAGACAGACUGACAAUUGAAUUACACCCUGAUGGCCGCCAUGGAAUUGUCAGAGUGGAUCGGGUUCCAUUGGCCUCAAAAUUAGUAGAUUUGCCUUGUGUUAUGGAAAGCUUGAAAACCAUCGAUAAAAAAACCUUUUACAAAACGGCUGAUAUCUGUCAGAUGCUUGUAUCCACAGUUGAUGGUGAUCUCUAUCCUCCUGUGGAAGAACCUGCUGCUGUGGCAGAUCCCAAGGCAAGCAAGAAAAAGGAUAAGGACAAAGAGAAAAAGUUUGUUUGGAACCAUGGAAUUACUCUGCCUCUGAAAAAUGUCCGAAAGAGAAGGUUCCGGAAGACUGCAAAGAAGAAGUAUAUUGAAUCUCCAGAUGUGGAGAAGGAAGUGAAACGUCUGCUGAGUACUGAUGCAGAAGCUGUUAGUACUCGUUGGGAAAUAAUUGCUGAAGAUGAAACCAAAGAGGCAGAAAAUCAGGGCCUUGAUAUAUCUUCUCCAGGAAUGUCUGGCCACAGGCAGGGCCAUGAAUCACUGGAACAUGAUGAACUUCGAGAGAUAUUCAAUGACCUCAGCAGCAGCAGUGAAGAUGAGGAUGAGACCCAGCACCAGGAUGAAGAGGAUAUAAACAUCAUUGACACCGAGGAAGAUCUGGAGAGACAGCUGCAAGACAAGCUAAAUGAAUCCGAUGAACAGCACCAAGAAAAUGAAGGAACCAAUCAACUUGUUAUGGGAAUUCAGAAACAAAUUGAUAAUGUGAAAGGCAAGCUUCAAGAGACCCAGGAUCGGGCAAAACGACAGGAAGAUCUCAUCAUGAAAGUGGAGAACCUGGCUCUGAAGAACAGAUUUCAGGCUGUGCUGGAUGAACUCAAGCAAAAAGAAGACCGAGAAAAAGAGCAGCUCAGCUCCCUGCAAGAAGAGCUGGAAUCACUCCUAGAGAAGUAA
This is a messenger RNA of Elephantulus edwardii (Cape elephant shrew), 1050 nucleotides long. It is a transcript of the gene TAF7, whose product is annotated as TAF7 RNA polymerase II, TATA box binding protein (TBP)-associated factor, 55kDa. The record is from RefSeq and is a predicted model, not a curated record. Lineage: Eukaryota; Metazoa; Chordata; Mammalia; Macroscelidea; Macroscelididae. Gene Ontology annotation, molecular function: RNA polymerase II general transcription initiation factor activity. The transcript is spliced from 2 exons. The coding region runs from base 1 to 1050 and encodes 349 amino acids. Gene Ontology annotation, cellular component: transcription factor TFIID complex. Gene Ontology annotation, biological process: transcription initiation at RNA polymerase II promoter; regulation of transcription by RNA polymerase II; RNA polymerase II preinitiation complex assembly.